Molecule: messenger RNA, 847 nt
Organism: Petromyzon marinus (sea lamprey)
Lineage: Eukaryota; Metazoa; Chordata; Hyperoartia; Petromyzontiformes; Petromyzontidae
Product: melanin-concentrating hormone receptor 1-like
Biological process (GO): neuropeptide signaling pathway
Cellular component (GO): neuron projection; plasma membrane
Molecular function (GO): melanin-concentrating hormone receptor activity; neuropeptide binding
Source: RefSeq, a predicted model, not a curated record
CGCAGGUGGCGGCGGAAGCGCAGUGCCCGACAUCUUUAUGCUCAACCUGGCCCUCGCCGACCUCCUCUUCCUCCUCUGCAUGCCCUUCCUGAGCCACCAGCUGCUGGGCCACAGUGCAUGGCGCUUCGGGGCGCCGCUGUGCCGCCUCAUCGUGUCGCUCGACGCCACCACGCAGUUCGGCAGCACGUACCUCCUGACGGCGCUAACGCUCGACCGCUACCUGGCCACGGUGCGGCCGCUCGGGGCCCUGUCGCUGCGCCUGCGGCGGCCACGCACCGCGGCCGCUGCCAUCGUGGCGCUGUGGCUGCUGGCGCUGUUGAGCGCCACGCCGUACUGGCUGUACGCUCGCCUGCUGCCCGGGGACGACGAGGCCUGCAGCAUCGUGCUGCCCGACCAGGAUCGCGACAUUUACUGGUUCACGCUCUACCAGUUCGUGCUGGGCUUCGCGCUGCCGCUCCUCGUCAUCUCGGCCGCCUACUGGCGAAUCCUGCAGCGCCUGCACUCGGCCAUCGUCCCUGCGGGCCACAACCGCGGCGUGCGUGCCCGCACGCGCAAGGUCACCUGCUUCGCCAUCGCCAUCUGCCUCGUCUUCUUCGUGUGCUGGGCGCCCUUCUACGCCCUGCAGCUGCUGCAGCUGCAGGGUUCCUCGGCGCCGAGUGGCUCGGACGCGUUCCUGCGCGCCUACAACGUGGCCAUCAGCUUGUGCUACGCCAACAGCUGCCUCAACCCCUUCGUCUACAUGGCCAUGUGCGCUGCCUUCCGCCGCCGCGUAGCUGCCGCCGCGUGCUCGUGCCGCCGCAGGGCCCGCGGCGGCGGCGGCGGCGCCGGCUCCAACGGCGUCGGAGCC